AUGGCGGAAACCGACCCAUUCUUCGCGCGCAUCCCCCUCGCCUACCGCGCCCUCCUCCUCUACGUCGAACCCGUCAUGGCCUUCAACGGCUCCAUCCUCUGCCUCUUCUUUCCCUCGCUCUUCCUCUCCACCUUCUCGCCUUACCUCUCCUACCACGCCGACUCCCAGAUCAUCUACAACCAGCUCGCGGCCACCUACACGCUCUUCGCGUUCAACCAGGCCGUCGUGCUGCGCAUCGCGAAGGACAUCCGCGUGUGGAAGGCAAUUGUGCUAGGCAUAUUGGUGUGCGAUACGGUGCAUCUGUGGGCUGGGUUUGAUGUCAUGAGGAGGGAUGGGACGAUGAGUCCGGUAAUGUGGAGGGCGGAGGAUUGGGUUGCUGUGGGGAGUUUGAUUGUGCCCAUGGGGUUGAGAGUAGCUUUUUUGCUCGGGAUUGGGGUCAAGGAGGAUGGUGCGAAGAAGAUGCAGUAG
Messenger RNA from Didymosphaeria variabile, 468 nucleotides. RefSeq lists its product as uncharacterized. The record is from RefSeq and is a predicted model, not a curated record. The coding region runs from base 1 to 468 and encodes 155 amino acids. Lineage: Eukaryota; Fungi; Ascomycota; Dothideomycetes; Pleosporales; Didymosphaeriaceae. The transcript has a single exon.